Molecule: messenger RNA, 225 nt
Organism: Blepharisma stoltei
Lineage: Eukaryota; Ciliophora; Heterotrichea; Heterotrichida; Blepharismidae
Source: the annotation of a GenBank genome assembly
AUGACCUGGAAAUAUUAUAAAGAAACAACAGAUUUAUUGUAUUUUGAGUGUACAGAUAUUAAUAAAGUUCACAAUCAUGGACAAAUUACCACAAAUGAUGAGCAGAACUUGCUAGAAUGCGAAUUGAUACCAGAUAGUAUCAGAAAUGAAGCUAUAAAUUACUAUAUAGAAGGAUUCACUGUUAAGCAAUUGCAGAUGAUGAUAAAUUCUACUCAUAAAAACUAA